AUGGAGGCCAUAUGGCUCUAUCAGUUCCGGCUGAUCGUCAUCGGGGACUCCACGGUGGGGAAGUCGUGUCUGAUCCGCCGGUUCACGGAGGGCCGCUUCGCCCAGGUGUCCGACCCCACCGUCGGCGUGGACUUCUUCUCCCGGCUGGUGGAGAUCGAGCCGGGCAAGAGGAUCAAGCUGCAGAUCUGGGACACCGCCGGCCAGGAGCGCUUCAGGUCCAUCACCAGGGCCUACUACCGUAACUCCGUGGGCGGGCUCCUCCUGUUCGACAUCACCAACCGCCGCUCCUUCCAGAACGUCCACGAUUGGCUGGAGGAGGCUCGCAGCCACGUCCAGCCCCACAGCAUCGUCUUCCUACUGGUGGGCCACAAGUGUGACCUGGAGGCACAGCGCCAGGUGACCCGCCAGGAAGCAGAGAAGCUUGCGGGGGCUUACGGGAUGCGCUACGUGGAGACGUCGGCCCGCGACGCCAUCAACGUGGAGCACGCCUUCACCGAGCUGACCAGAGACAUCUUCGCUCUGGUGCGGUCCGGCGACAUCUCAAUCCAGGAGGGCUGGGAGGGCGUGAAGAGCGGGUUCGUCCCAAAUGUUGUUCACUCCUCGGAGGAAGUGACCAAGAGUGACCGCCGCUGUCUGUGUUGAUCUGGGACGAAGUUUUUGGGGACUGAAGGUGAAAAAGGGGAGGAGUCAAGGAAGGAUUCAGAGGAGAGUAGCUGACGGACUGAAGGUGUCAGCACUCUGAUUGAAACUCCCGGUAAACCCUCUGUGGUUGUUUGUUCAGACUGGAUACAGAAGGGGAUGUUUGAGGACUUUCAAUGGAGAAGAACACCUUGAACGCAGGGUUGUGCCCAUAUCUGUAUACCUUUUGUUUCUCGGAGAGGAAGGAUCACAGAUUCUCAUCAAUUCCUUCUGUUUUGGGGCUUCUUGCUUGGAAAAUCCUUCCCUUAACGUCUUAGAAAAGGCCUUAGAAAGAGGACCCAUGUUGGUUCUUGCCAAUCAUGUUUUUGGUUGCCAAAAUACAAUGAAACUCUAAACUACUUUCUCCCAUCGUCACUUCCAUCACCUCGCCUCCCACUACUUCUUAAUCUUCUCCUCUCCUCCAAUAUGCAAUUACAUGAUCACCUACCAAACGGUCACUUUUUACGUUGGUGUCCAACAUCGUCCGAGCACAUAUCAUUUAAAAAAAAAAAGUUAAGUCGGCGGUCUCGUUAACAAGAGUUGCGAUACUCUUGUGCUGAUAUUAAACCAUCAGAGGUCAAUAGAGGAGUCCUGGAGAGAAUGAUUUCAAUGACAUUGACAACAUGGUUAUACGCUCCAUAAUUCCGCUAAAUGCCAUAAUAAUAACAAAACAUCGUCACUCAUCCAGUUCCUGAUCGACUCCCGAAGCAGGAAGAGACAACGUGUACAGCUUAUCUGACCGAGGUGGACUUGUUGGACAAGCUUAACAACACCUCGCUGUCUGCCUUUAACUGGGGACUUGUUAAGGUUGACUAAUAGGAGGGUUGGAGCACCUUAACAGCCAAGUCCACCUUAACUGUGGAGCCUCAUUUGGGACUUUUGAAGAUAAAACAGUGGAUAUUCUUGAAAGCAAAGCAAACAUAGAGGGACCAGACCAACACAGACUCAAAAAACCCCACAAAAGAACAAUUAUUAUUAUUAUCCACAAUGCACGGACGAUAUAAUCAUGCAAAGAACGUCCAAUUGGCAGGAAUCAAAUCAACCCAACACAGAUACAGGCACGGGGAAACAGAGGUUCAAUUCUGUCCUGAGCCAGAAGAAGAUUAUAUGCCUUUUAUUUGUGUGCGCAAUAUCUCAUUGAACUUUUCUUUUCAAUACACUGCACAGGUUGAUGCACCUGGAAUAGUCCUUACACACUACACAUUUUGUACGGAUCGGGUAGCUUUAUGAUAGUAAAAAAGCCAACUGUAAACUGCUACCAAGAGGCAAUGAAAUCUGAUUUGGAAGGUGGUUUUGGAUGCAUUCAAUCCAGAUGUUGAAAAGGUUUAAAUGCAUCUGUCUUUGAGAGACUUACACUCAGUUCCAGGGUACUAGCUACACCUCGAUGAAAAUAUUGCAGCUAUGUUCAGUUUUUGUUGAAACUGGUUUAAAGGAGGUGUUGCUACAACUGUAUGAUCAUUUUUGGAAGAUCCAGAUUGUUGUGCUCUUGAGUUGUAAUACAUCAUAAGAGGUGUUUCUGUUUCUAUACUCUUAGAAAUAAGAGUUCAACACAGGCGUUUUCCAGAAGGGAUGAGGUUCUACCAAGAAACAUUUGCCUCUAAAGAACCCUUUGUUUGAAGAGAGGGGUUUUCAAGGGUUCUUUGUGAGACUAAGGGUUAGGAUAAGAACCCUUUUUGGAAGACAGAGUUCUUUAAGAAUUAUGGCCCAAUUAUGGUUCUGGUUGCAGUUUUUACGUAUCCAGAGAGGAAUCUUGGUGGAACCUUUCAUGGGUGGUUCUAGGUACAACUCUUUAGGUCUGGUUCUUGGUAGAACCAUCUGAAAGGGUUUCAAAAACUAAAAAGGGUUCUUCUAACCCUAGAUGGUUCUAGUUGGAUUCAUUUCUAAGAGUUUGCCUUCAUUGGUAUAAAAGGUUUUGACAUAUUAGAAACAUGUAUCAUUUCACAAACUGCAGCCUCCAAAAUAACCAUGUGGUUGAAUCAACAUCUCUCUAAAAUCAACUCAAAACUAAAUCUGAAUAUUAUAACUUUCAUGAAUGCCAGACUUAUUGUUCCCACGGAGACGAGAAAAACUGUAACAAGGUUUAAAACUCCCAUUUUCUGCCCUUUGUGGUUCUGUGUGAAUUUAUCUUUUGAGUUGGUAUUUAUUCUACUGAUACAUUUUUCACUCAAGAUGUCAGGAAAGGUACUGACGUUUGUUUAAAUGCCAAGGAAAAUCAGAGGUAGUGAAUCAUACUGCUAUAUGUUAUAUAAAGGUGUUUUCAAGGAGCAGCAAAAAAAUCACGUUUGUUGGCAGGCGAUUCAUCUGCUUUACUGAUAUCACAAGUAAUCUUAAUUCCCUUCAAAAUAUAUAUUAUUGUGAGAUAAGCAUUGGACCAAAUAUAUUCAUAUGGUUUUACGUUGUUUUUUUUAUUAAACACAAAAAACAACAUACUUGGCCAUAUUUAUAAUUUAAACACUGACGAGGAACAGAGACUUUAAGCAUUGUAAGCAAUUAAAUGUACCUUAUCUACCUUAAACACCUGGAUGGCUUGUUGUGGAUCUGUAUUUCUAUACAUUUUGUUUUGCAGAAGUCUUUUCUUUUCACAUGAUUGGAUUAGCAUUUUAUUCUUAAACUCCUUUUUGAAUGCCAAUGUCGAUCCUUGCUAUGAUCUCUGCUAUAUUUCUUCAUUUUAAUGACUUCAUCGAAUGCCUUUCCCCCCUACAGUUCAUUAUUACAGUGAGGAAACUGUAAGUGCUUCUUUUUCUCACACGGUUUGCCUUCUUUGUCUCCAAAGAGUUAUG
Messenger RNA from Anoplopoma fimbria (sablefish), 3458 nucleotides. RefSeq names its product ras-related protein Rab-39B. Gene Ontology annotation, cellular component: Golgi membrane. Lineage: Eukaryota; Metazoa; Chordata; Actinopteri; Perciformes; Anoplopomatidae. The coding region runs from base 1 to 642 and encodes 213 amino acids. The transcript is spliced from 3 exons. Gene Ontology annotation, biological process: Rab protein signal transduction. Gene Ontology annotation, molecular function: GTPase activity; GTP binding. The record is from RefSeq and is a predicted model, not a curated record.